AUGUCGCGCAUCACCGCCCCCGUCGCAAAGCUCACCCGCUCCAUCAACUCGGCCGCCACGGCGAACCGCUCCAGCGGCCUCCUCGAGUCUCACUACAACGUCAACCACGGCGCCGUCCUUAUGCCAAAAUACGCAGAGCUCCUCCAGAACCGGAGCCCCCGCGAGCAUGAUUCCGCCCGCACCCUAUCAACAACCCACCGCCCAACCCCGCAACCAACUCGGACCUCCCCCUCCGUCCGCCAAAUGCAAACCUUCUCCUCCUCGGCGGCGGCGGCAUCAUCCCCGACCCCAAUCUCCUCAAUGGACUUCACCAUCCUGCCCAUCUCCUACGACCCCGUCCCCAAGAACGAAUUCGCCGGCAUGCGCAUGCCCCUCCUCCCAGACUCCUUCACCACAAAACACCAAUCGCUGUAUGAACAAACAGCAGCCGAGGAGGCCCUCCCCCUCUCGAAGCCCGAAAUCUCAAUCAUUGCCGCGCACCCGGAGAACGUCACCACCGCCGCGGCCCUGACGGAGAUCGAGGGCUUCGGCGUCGACGGCGUCGAGCUGAAGUGGGCCCACGACAGUGAGGCCGCCGCCGAGACGGAGGUGCAACAGCCCGGUCUCAGGGAUUUGUGGAAGGGCCUCGUCGACAAUGUCGUCGGGUCGUCGCAGAAGCCUGCUUUCUAA
This is a messenger RNA of Colletotrichum orchidophilum, 669 nucleotides long. RefSeq lists its product as uncharacterized. Lineage: Eukaryota; Fungi; Ascomycota; Sordariomycetes; Glomerellales; Glomerellaceae. The record is from RefSeq and is a predicted model, not a curated record. The transcript has 2 exons. The coding region runs from base 1 to 669 and encodes 222 amino acids.